UAACAUCAAUUAUCCCCAUUUCAGGUUGUUGUAUUCAUGAGCAUAAGAAAGAAGCGAAUUAGGAAGAAGAGAAGGAAAAGAAACAAGCUGUAGAACUAUUAUAGUCUAGUAGUGAAAGUACUUUGAACUCCAAUCACGUGUUUCAGUUCUCUCAGGUAUAUCAUCAGGUGAACUCUUAGAAGUGAGUUCAGUAUCAUCUUCACAACCCUUCGAUUUCGCGAUUCAGCUUCCUCGUCUUAACUGAUGCAGUGUUUGUAAAAGUCAUAGUGUACGCGUCUAUUUAAUAGAUAGUUUAUAAAAUAUAAUAUCUGAUUAAAUAAGCACAUUAUUUUUUUCAAUUUUCAAAGAACUGUUUCCUGUAUUCGUGGAAAAGUCUUUAAAGAUCAGAUUAAAUACCCGGUGAAUGCAUUUUUAAGAUUAUACCGAUCCGUUUUAUAUAUGUUGAUCUACUUCCCACGCAUAAAAAUACGAUUCUUCAAGUCUAAUCAAGGAAUAAGGGAAAGUACCAAAAGUAUUUUAGUUUCCUGACUUUCUUCUGGAUCACUUUCUUUUGUAGCUAAAACAGUUACUUCUGUCUGUUCUCCAAUAAUAGUCUUCUUUGAAUGAAUGGGUGAGCAAGAUUAAUUUUCAUAUUUUAUAUUUUUAUCUUUCUUCAUAAUUAGAACAAGGCUAUGAAACUACAUAAAGCACAGAUGUACUCAUAGUAAGUACCAGAUAGAAAGAUGUUGAUUGCUGGAUAGAAUAACACAAGACUCGAAGCAGACGAGCGAGUUUUGUUACAUGUUUCACACGCGUUAUAACGGAAAUUGAAUAUACUCAAAAGAUAAUUCUGAUUAUGUGAAAAAUCAACCAAAAAAUUUCCAUUAGAAUGAAGACAAUAAUUGAAAAAGAAAAUUGGUUUCGUUUAAUACUUAUCAUCGUAUUUUUAAUGAUAUGCGUUAUCGCAGAAAAGCGAAAACGACAAAUAUUUAGAGAACAAGUUUUACCAGCAUUAGGAGGUAAAAUUCCAGAAGAAGCUUUUAAAACUGAUCGUUUAGCGUUAAAUCGAUUAAACAAAGAAGGCAUUACAGUACCUGAUGGGAUAGUCCUAGAUGCUCGAAAUGUACAUAAACACACUCAACAUGUUCAAAACAUGCCAGAAGUAAUACAGGUGUACCUAACGCCAGAUGGACGAUAUAUUCCACCCGAAGGCAGAUUUCAUUACAAUCGUGCAAAAGCAAUUGACACAACUUAUGUCAUUCGCGCACCGUAUUCGCGAUACAAUGGUCAUAAGCACAAGAACAAUUACUUUAACAAGCAUCAAGAUUUCUCGAAAUCACAAACCUACACGAAUUUCAGACAAUUUAUACCAAUAGUACCACCGUCGAAACCUGGAAUUUACAAACCUAUCGUAACAUCUUUAGUAUUUCCUGAUAAUGUCAAUUUAUUACAAGAAACUUUUGUACCAACCUGGAACAUCCGCUACGAUUGGGAUUCAAUUUAUGAGCCAUUCGAUGAUUACAUUGUCGACAAUAUAGCACUUUUCAAUUCUCAUCAGAUCAUAGCUGAUUAUCAGGGAUUUUUGAAUAAGUUUCACGAACGAUCUUCGAGACACGUCGAAUCUUAUCCUGUAAACAGGGGCCAAAAUUUUUCUCCUUAUAUACGAAAACAGGAAUUACAGAAAGACAUUGAAAUAAAUCCAAAAGCAAUAUCGUAUCAAAAUGUAAAAUUGAACGCUGACGAUAUAAUUUCUCGCUACACGAAUCUCACCAGGAUACCAGAAACUGGUUUCAUGUGCAAUGGUAGAAGAGGCAUGUUUGCUGAUGUUGAAACUAACUGUCAAGUUUUCCACGAUUGCUCUGGUUGGUCGAAAACUUCAUCACUUUGUCCUUCGGGCACAGCAUUUAGCAACGUAAAGAAACGUUGUGAAUGGUGGAAUACAGUACAAUGUAAAUAAUUCUACUGGAAUUUUAAAUAAUAAAUUUUAAAUAAUAAUAAAUAUAAAUAAUUUAAAAUUGCUAAUAAUAAUAUCUUAAAUCUAUAUUAUAAAUCACUGUUUUACUAGUAUGACAGUUCUUUUGAGAUAAUCUUCAAUAGCAUUUCAAUAAUAAUGACAGGGAUGAGUCACAUAAUAUGUAAAUGUUUCGGUUGCCAUUAAUGCUAAAAAAAAAAAAAAUGAAACUAAAGUAUUUGUUAUCGUAACGCACACAUGCUGAUGUCGACAGUGUUAUUACAGAUAGAGAACAUGUGUCUUCGUUAAAAUAUGAAAUUGACUUUUAAAAAAAGUUACUAACAUUUAUAAAAAAAAUUAACUACGUAUAGAAGAAUAGUGAUUAUGUAAUUUUAGUUUGAUGCAAUGGCACGAUCGAGAUCUCACGCUAUUUUUGAAGAGAAAUCCAGCAAGAAGACUAAUGUUUUGCUGGUUCAGUAAAGCUGGAGAAUCGGAUUAUCCGAAGUGUAUCCAAUAGCAUUCAUUGUUAUAUCCCCUGACAUCCUUUCAGGCGGAAUUCUUGAAAAUAUUUAAACAAAAUUGACCGAUGGAGACGAGACAGUCUUCCACAAUUUUUCAUUGGUCCAGGAUUGUAGAGUCUACAAUGAGAUAUAGUCUGACAAUGAGAGUAACAUUGCGUUCAAGUCGAACGAACUUGAUAAUCAACACGUAGUAAGCAGCCUUCUAAAGGAAUAACACUUAAUCAUUUCUGAAAACUUAUUCUAUUAAUAUUUAUGAAUUCAAGAGUCGCAAAUGAUGACAGCUACAGGGUUGUCACAGAAGAAAUAUUGAAGAACUGCUAUACAAAAAUUAUCACAGAAGAUCUUCCUGAUGUCGCCGCAAUACAUUUCCCUAUAUUUUGUUUUAUCGUAGAAAAAAGAUGACUAACUAAUGAAUUUUGCCCUCUAUAAACAAAAAGUUGAAGAAAAAGUAUUACUGGCUUAGCAAUAUUAAAAUUGACACCGAGCUAAUAUUCUGAGCUAAGAAUGGUUCAUCACUCUGUGGCAGUAUAUUUUGCUAAUACAUGCACUGUAUCAUAUAAAAUUACGUUCUUCGUCUGAUUUUAAUGCAUCUUAAUAAAUCAACGAACCGCGCGUGAAUAUCUUUUUUCCCUAUCUCCAACAGCAAUCAAGAUAUAUUUAAAUGCUUGUUUUAUGUGACUCACAUAAUCACUGUAUAUUGCCAUUCAUAUUUUUGCAAUGUCGUAAUCUAUAUCGAGAUGAGUUCAAUUACAUCAUCUAGAAAUAAUAAUAAAAA
Frieseomelitta varia is the source of this 3226-nucleotide messenger RNA. RefSeq lists its product as uncharacterized. Gene Ontology annotation, cellular component: extracellular region. Gene Ontology annotation, molecular function: chitin binding. NCBI's taxonomy places the organism in Eukaryota, Metazoa, Arthropoda, Insecta, Hymenoptera, Apidae. Bases 869 to 1936 code for a protein of 355 amino acids. The transcript has 7 exons. The record is from RefSeq and is a predicted model, not a curated record.